Molecule: messenger RNA, 2336 nt
Organism: Elaeis guineensis (African oil palm)
Lineage: Eukaryota; Viridiplantae; Streptophyta; Magnoliopsida; Arecales; Arecaceae
Source: RefSeq, a predicted model, not a curated record
AUGGGGGAAGAUAGAAGAGGAAAAGUGAUUUUAAUUAUCCAGGCUAGAAUUCGAGAUCGGAUCCGAGCCGGGCCAAAGGCUCUUCCCUCCAAACCAUCCCACCGGACUUACACAUUCCAGUUGCCCCACCUAAACCCUAACACUAAUUCUAAUCCUUCUACUUCUUGCUCUCCAGCAAACCAGCCACGGCAGGAGAUCACUCGAGCCUGGCUUUCCUCCCUGCCGAAGAACCACAAACCCACGGUCGGCGACAUCGACGCCUGGAUCGAUUCGAACCAGAGUGCUCUACCUCUACCGGAGGAUUUCAGAUCACUCCCCUGCCCCGACCUCCACCAGUGGCUCCUGUCCUUCCACAACCCCGUCCCGAGUCCCACCCAGGUGGAAGAGAGCGGCCAGGUGGAGUUUCCCUACCGAUUCCAGCGCACGGACCUUUGGAAGCCCGGGUACAAGUGGUUGGAAUCGCUGGAUAAGGAUGUAAUCGUCCGUGGUAGAGAGAUCUCGGAGUCGGAGUUGCUCUCGGCGAACCCGGCGGUCAUGGAGAGGUUGUUCUUGAAGCAUUAUAAUGCACUACAUUCAGAAUUGCACUUGAAGGUGCUGAAGAAGAGGGCCAAAUCACCAAAGGUGACAUGUGUUUCAUUUAGUGGUUGCCGUAUCAUUUUUCUGCCUCUAGUACAUCAAAUCACACCUUGGUAUGGGAUGCAAAGUUCCUCCUACCGUUCUCCGAACUGUCCUGAGCUAGAUGGUUCAAGCUGUGUCGAACCGUACUGGCGGAAAACUGGUCCGGUUCCAGCGUACAAAACAGCAAAGUGGCCAUCUCGGAGGGAGGGAGAAGAAAGAGAGGAAGAGAGAGAAAGGAGAGGGGGGAAAGAAGGAGAGGGAGAGGAAGAAAGGACUUCCGGCGGCCGUCAGAGGCUAUUUGAGCUCUGAUACUAUAUUGGUGCAGUGCUAUAUCGAGCCCUGAUACUAUACCAUUACCUUAUUGAUAUGGUAUAGUAUGCCUCGUACCAGGCUUUAUGGCUUGGUACAGUAAACCUCGAUUAUCAUUGAGUGAUCUUUAAUGUACAGCACUUUCAGUAGCAACAGAAUAAUGGGCAACACAGUGCUGUAUUGUUGGAUGUCUUCUUCUGGAAUGCCUAACAAAUAUGACAUGGGCAUGCACAAUGACAAUCAGUCAUGUUGAUGAGGGUGAUCAAGGUGUAAAUGAUGCUUGGUGGCUUCAUAAGGAGCCUGUAUUGGUUACUUUGAGGGGUGAUGGGAGGUUGCUGUGUCUCCAAAUGAUGAAUACUUAUGCGCAAGGGGAGAUGAUCAAAAAGUUGUAAAUUAUCCAAGUUGCCUUUGAUAAAUAUCUAAAUCUCUACUAGGUUUUGUAUCAAAAUAACAAUGGAAAUGCACAAAAAUGGCGCCUAUCUCACCCACUAACUGGGAAUGAUUAGCAUCUUUCAGCAUGUGGCAGAUUCUGAGUUCCACGGUGGGAAAUGAGUUCGGGGAUGCUUAUGGUAUGGUUUUAAAUUCUUUGGAAUGGAGCUGUUCUGAUUUUUUCAUGUAAUGGGAUGCGCUGCGGUCCUCUCUCAUCCCGACAUUUGGGAUAGAAGAUGUUUCAAUACGUCCCGAUUGGGAUGCUGGGAUGAUAGCGGGAUAGUUCUGUUUUGAUACAUGGGAUGGUGUCUUGUCCUAAUAUGCCACUGGAUGUCUCACCAAGAUUUGAAUCCUUGAUGGUAUGUACAGCAAUGGUCAUUACAGAAUGUUGGGCUGCAAUUUAGUCAUUCACUCAUGCAAUCAGUAAUUUUUGGGAAACUGCCUGAGGCCUGGGAUGUAGAGAUAUGAAGUCAUAACUGUUGUAGUAACAUGCAGGAUUCUCUCUUACAAGCAUCUUUUUUUUCCAAACAACAAUUUUUAUUUUUACUUUUCCUUCUCUACUGAUAUGGUCUUGUGAUGAAGCAAGACAAUUUUCCUAGUUAAGAAAAAUCAUGGAGAUGAUGGGCCUGAAAAUGUGGCAGAGAUUUCUGAUGCUGUCUCUGUUCUAAAAGUACGGGCAUGGUUGUGCUUAACCAACAUGCUCUCCACCUGUUUCUUCCUUCCCAUUUUGUUGUAAUUUGGUCCUCGUGUUGCAGAAUUAAGUUUUGAUCUUAGAUGCUGGUUCAUGGUAGACAGCCUCCUGUGUGAAGGGGAAUAACUGCUGAAACUGCUAUUUAAGCUCCUGUUUGGAAGAUGACUGGCGCUUGAGUUUGGCCUUGAGCUAAAGCUGUCCUGCUUUGCUGCAACCUGAGCUUGUACUUUCUUUCUCUCCUGUAGAAAAAUGAUAUUAUUUGCAAGUAAUAUUGUGAAAGUGGUAUUCA